AUGAAAUAAAGUGUAUUACAGAAGGUAAGUGAAUCUUAUAAAGACGUGCAUGAUCUCAACACAAAGGCUACUAAGGAUUCGCAACCUCUUCUGAAAUAUAAAAUAGAUCUAGACACAGAUCACUUAGAAAAAUAUCUCAAAUCAAUCUAGUCUCUUCAAAUUUAAUAAGCAAAAGCAUUGAAUUAGGUGAUUGAGAAGUUAGAGAGCGAUGAUGACAGGCAGGGUGAGCUAAUGCUUCAUCUAGAUAAAAUUGAAAAAAGAAUCGAGGGGACUCAAGAUUUGAGAGUUAAGAUAAUGGUCAUUGAAAAUGAAUUAGAGAAACAUCAGGCAAAACUCAAAAAUUUUGAAGAGAUAGAAUUCGAUACAAAAAUGAAUCAGCGAUUGCAAGAACCUUUAGAAAAGAUUUAAAUGCUAGAGGAUGAAGUAGCUCUCAUGGAUUAAUAAUAUAUAACUGAGGAUAACAAUCUAAGCAAAAACUUAAACGCAAUAGAAAAUAUUUCGAUGAGGCCGGAUUAGCAAAAUGAAGAUGGCAUGGGCUUUGAAAUGAAAAAGACGUUUGAUAUGAGUUAACUUGGGAACAAUUAAAACCAAGAAAGCGAUUUCAAACCUAAAAAAAUGGCAGGAUUUCACAGAUAAAUGACUAAAAUGAGCGUUGUUUAAAGAAGGCAAUUCGGAACUGAUCCUUUUGAGGCUGUAAAAUAAAUGCUCGAAAAAAGAGUUGAGGAUCUAGAAAAAGCUGUUUACAUAUAUGGUAUUGGAGAGGAAAAAAAUAAUUUGUAAAAUGAUGGUUUUACUCCAGGAUCAGUCAAAUCUCAAAAGAACAACCUUCAAGGAGAUUCUGCUUAGAAAAAUAAGUUGAAAUUUGACUUUAGAAAAAAUGCAGCAGAGAAAUUAUUAUUUUCGGGUGAUAACCAAUAAAAUUUAUCUCCAUAAUAACGUGCAAAACUAAGAGAGUAAAUUUUAGAGAGGGUUUUGCAUAUGAAUCCAUAAAAGCUAAAUGAAAAUUUAGUUGUAGAGCUUUACAGCAAGUACAAGUUGAUGAACGCAGAAGUUUAACUGUAUAAUGAAUUUUUUGAAAAACUUACUUCCAAGGAGCUAGACGUAAGUGAUAUGGGACAAUUUCAAGAUAAGAUGCGUAGAGUUGGAAUAUCAUUAGUUGGAGAUGUAGAAUAAUUGAAAGAUGAUUGUUCUUCCGUUAAGUUCGUGGAAGAUAAACUAGAAUUCAAUAAGAGAGUUCAAUAACUAAAAAGGGAAUUAUUGAUUGAUUUGAAUCUCAAUAAGGAUUUAGUGAGGAACUAUGAGCUUGCAGCGAGAAGACUAGAAAACGUGUUGAUUCAUAAAAUAGAUGCAGAAAAGAUAAAGGAAUUUGACAAAGUAUUAAAGGAUGAUGUCAAGGAUUUUUUAAGUUUAACAUCAACUGGGAAAAAAUUACAAGAUCUGGAUUUUAAAGUAAACUAGUUCAACGCCUAACUCAAUGAGAUGAUGAUAUUGGUAGGAAAUAAGAAUUCAGAUUUGGAUGAUAGUGGUGUAAAGGAUAAUCUCAACAUCUCUGAAAAGUUCAAGAGCAUAGAAGCUAGACUUCAAGACAUUUACAGUUUUUACAAUAGAUACCAAAGGAAAUUCAGUAUGACAAAUGGCUAAGAUGACUUUAGGUCUUCGAGCGAGGAGGAUAGUAAUUACAACCAAAGGAAAUUGCAUGACAAACAUAGAUCAAUGCAAGUACUGACAAACAAAGAAGACUCAAUGGGAAUAUCUCAAAAAAGUCCUCCUUAGAGUCCAGGCAGAAGGAAGAAGAAGGGAUCUGGAUACGAAAAGAGAAUUAGUAUUUUAAAUGUAUAACCGAGCACAGGAAAAUUGUCAAAGCUCAGUGAGUUAGAUGACUUGAAAGAAUAUGUUAAAGGUCUAGAAUUUAAAUUAAACGGAUUCAUGAUGAAAGUUGAAGAGAAUUUCCAAAAUGAUUUUGGUUCAGAUGGGGAGGAAUAUCUUCAUAAACCUAACAGUAACUCACCAUAAAAUAGCAAAGAAGACUUGACAUAAAUAGGGGCUAAACAAAAACAGAUUUCUCAGGAGGUUAUGCAAAUUAGAAACUAGAUGAGUAAACAUCAGAUUCAAAUAGCUAGGCUGGAUUAGGAACUGACUAGGUAAGAUCAGCAAAGAUAGGCUCAUGAUUUCGAUAAGAUUUACAAAACAGUUUAGGAAAAUUAUGAACUGUUAAAACGAUAUAUAGAUGAAGUUAACAGCUAUUCAAAAGAUUUCUAUGAAAGAAUCUAAUCAAGGUUGAAUUUUAAAGCUGACACAGAUUUCUUUUAAAAGCAUCAGAGCAAUGUUGAGGAGAAAAUUGUAUCUGAACUAAAUAGGAAGAUUGACAAACUAGAACUCAAAAGAGCGCAUAAUGCAAUCAGGAGAAAACUUGACAAGCUUGAGGAUAAAGUUAUUGAUCUAAAGAACAAUCCUAGAGGUAGAGAUCAAGUUGGGCCAGUAGCCCUUUCAAAUACAAACAAAAAAUGCAUAAGCUGCUAUAGAGAUAUGAAUGAAGAGUUGCAAUACCUAUAAAUGACUCCUUAAAAACCUUCAACAUCUAUGUAGACAGAAAGAGGUCCACAGACUUAAGUUUUUAAUCCUUUGAAUAGUGGUUCUGUGAUGAUACCAUUCACAAAUGUUCCACUAACUAACAAAUAUCUAUUUAGGGAGCUAGCUUAAAAAGGCAGAAAAUAUGGCUUAGGCUUUAGCAGAAUCUUAAAUAAGAUUUAGCCAAAUUAAAUUGAAGAAAUAUAAGUGGGUUUUAUGACUCAUCGGGGUUUGGUUGGCUCUCUAUCCAGAUAAGAAUUGCAAGCAAGGGCCUCAAUUCCAAGAUAGCUCGACACUAAUCUUCAUUAAAAUCAGAUUUUUGACGCAUAAGAUAUUAGAGGGUCUAUUCGGGAAAGUGGAAGCAUGGAAAGAAAAAUAUCGUUAAAACUACCUACUCCUAAAAAUACGACACCCAAUCUACAAUAAUAGCAACAGGUCCUAAAUAAUUCAGGCAAAAUAUCAGUUUAAAAUAACUACAGAAGCAUUAAAUCUCCAUCCUAAAAUGUGCUGAUAAAGUCAUAAUAACUAGCAAAUUCAAGAAUAGGACUGUAAACAAGCUCAUAGCAAACUAUAGCCACAUCAACUCAUCUGCUUUGA
Stylonychia lemnae is the source of this 3165-nucleotide messenger RNA. NCBI's taxonomy places the organism in Eukaryota, Ciliophora, Spirotrichea, Sporadotrichida, Oxytrichidae. The record is from the annotation of a GenBank genome assembly.